Messenger RNA from Humulus lupulus (European hop), 3819 nucleotides. Its product is annotated as LRR receptor-like serine/threonine-protein kinase FLS2. The record is from RefSeq and is a predicted model, not a curated record. NCBI's taxonomy places the organism in Eukaryota, Viridiplantae, Streptophyta, Magnoliopsida, Rosales, Cannabaceae. The transcript has 2 exons. The coding region runs from base 109 to 3528 and encodes 1139 amino acids. Gene Ontology annotation, molecular function: ATP binding; protein kinase activity; protein binding. Gene Ontology annotation, cellular component: plasma membrane. Gene Ontology annotation, biological process: protein phosphorylation.
ACUGACUUUGUGGGGUCUUACUACUUGCCAAUAUUUUAUUUUUAUAUAAAUAUAUAUACAUAUUUAUAGGCAUAUUUAGAUUGCACCAUUCAGUGUGUAGCAUUCUUAAUGCAACUAAAGGCAAUGGCUUCUUUACAAAGAGUAAUGAGUUUGAUAAUAACUACACUUUGUUAUUAUGCUCUUGUUACUUCUGUUCAAUCAGCUCAAACCCACUUGGAAACCGAAGUUGAGGCCUUAAAAGCCUUCAAAAGCUCCAUCACCAGUGACCCAGUUGGAGCUCUAGCAGAUUGGAAAGAUGUAAGCCACCAUUGCAACUGGUCUGGCAUUGCCUGCGAUCCCAUAUCGAAUCAUGUUGUUUCGAUUUCUCUGGUUGAUAAGCAGCUCAAAGGCCAGAUAUCUCCUUUCCUUGGCAACCUUUCAAGCCUCCAGGUUCUUGAUUUAACUCAAAAUUCAUUCACAGGCUCUAUACCAGCUCAACUGGGAUUUUGCUCUCAACUUUCUCAGCUAAUUCUGUAUUAUAAUGCUCUUUCUGAUUAUAUCCCACCACAGUUAGGAAACCUGAAAAAUCUGCAGUCUCUAGAUUUAGGUACAAAUUAUCUUAGUGGAAGUAUCCCCGAGAGCAUAUGCAACUGUACUACUUUGCUAGCUUUUAGUGUCAGUUUGAAUAAUCUCACAGGAACAGUCCCUCAUUGUAUCGGCGAGUUAGGAGCUUUACAACUUCUUGACUUGAGCCAAAACAAGUUGUCUGGAGUGCUGCCAUUGGAGAUUGGUAACCUGUCAAAUUUAGAGUACUUAGAGCUGUUUGAGAAUUCUUUCCAUGGAGAAAUACCACCCGAAAUAGGACGUUGUAAGAAGCUGGUUUUUCUUGAACUAAAUACCAAUAAGUUAACUGGAGGCAUUCCUUCAGAGAUUGGUGAGUUGGUUCAUCUAGAGGCAUUGCAGCUAUAUGGAAAUAGGUUGAAUUCUACCAUCCCAGUUUCAUUGUUUUGGUUAAAAUCGUUGAUCAAGUUAGGACUCUCACGGAAUGAGUUGACUGGAACUAUUCCAUCUGAGCUAGAACAUCUAAGAUCUUUACAAAUAUUGACCCUCCAUUCCAAUAAGUUUAGAGGGAGAAUACCACCUUCAUUGACAAACUUGAAAAAUCUGACAUACUUGAGUAUGGGCAACAAUUUCCUUACCGGAGAGCUUCCAUCAAAUAUAGGAUUGCUUCAUAAUCUGAAGAACUUGAGCAUGCCUGUCAACCUCCUUGAGGGAUCAAUUCCAUCUAGUAUAACCAAUUGUACUCAACUUCUAGGCAUAGAUUUGGCAAACAAUAGUCUGACUGGAGAAAUUCCACAAGGCUUGGGACAGUUGAGAAAUCUCACUUACCUGAUUUUGGAAAAUAAUAAAAUGAAUGGAGAAGUCCCAGAUGACCUCUUUGAUUGCUCAAAUCUUGUGAAGUUAACUUUGUCAGGGAAUAAUUUUAGUGGAUCAUUAAAACCAGAUAUUGGCAAACUCUUCAAUCUCCAGCUAUUCCAUGCUUCCUCAAAUUCCUUUAUUGGACAAAUUCCACCAGAGAUUGGUAACUUAACCAACCUUUUUUCCCUGAUACUUGCUGAUAAUAGUUUUUCAGGACAACUUCCACCAGAGUUUUUUAAGCUCACUCAACUCCAAGGUGUCUCUCUCCGUGACAAUGCUUUAGAAGGUGGCAUCCCAAAGCAAUUUUCUGAGCUGAAACAGCUUGCUAUACUCGUUUUGCAGCGCAACAGAUUUACAGGUCCAAUUCCAGAUGCCAUCUCAAGACUUGAGUGGCUUACAGAAUUAUAUCUUCAUGAAAACAUGCUCAACGGAUCAAUUCCUAGAAGCCUAGGAAGUCAUGGUCGACUUUCAGUUUUGGAUCUCUCUCACAACCAUUUCUCGGGAUCAAUUCCCACGUCUCUGAUCACGAAUCUAAAAGGCAUGCAAAUGUAUUUGAAUCUUUCAUUCAAUCACCUGGAAGGAAGCGUUCCACAAGAGCUUGGCAUGUUGGAAAUGGUGCAGGAAAUUGACAUGUCGAAUAACAAACUUACCGGGAUCAUUCCCAACUCCAUCAAAGGAUGCAAGAAUUUAGUUUCACUUGAUCUGUCAAGCAACAAUCUCACAGGUCCAAUUCCAGGGGAAGCUUUUGCUGGAAUAGACAUGCUUACCAACUUGAACCUUUCAAGUAAUAGCUUGAAUGGAGAACUGCCUGAAAACUUGGCCAGCUUGAAGCACCUUAAAUCUCUUGACCUUUCUCAUAAUCAGCUCAAGGGAAACAUCCCCUCAAGUUUUUCCAACUUUUCCACCUUCAUACACUUGAACCUGUCUUACAACCAACUUGCAGGCAAAGUUCCAGAGACUGGGAUUUUCAAAAGCUUAAAUGCAUCCAGUUUGGCAGGGAACUCAAACCUUUGUGGAGCUAGAGUUCUUAAAGCGUGCAGCCAGACCGGUUCACACCAGUCAUCAAAGAAAACUGUGGUGAUUCUCGUUGCUGCACUUGGCUCUGUUGCUCUACUUUUCUUUCUCGUGUUAGCUGCUCUAUUCCUUGUUCGACGUGCAAAGAUGCAUAAAGCCACAAAAGUUGAAAAUCCAGAAGCAGAUUACACUUUGGUGUUGCCCCUCGAGAGGUACAACCGAAAGGAUAUAGAAUUAGCUACGAGUUUCUUCAGUGAAGACAACGUGAUAGGUUCCAGCAGUUUGAGCACUGUCUACAAGGGCCAAAUGGAAGAUGGAAAGAUUGCUGCUAUAAAGAGCUUGAACCUGAAGCAGUUCUCUGUAGAGUCAGAUAAGUGGUUCUACAGAGAAAUGAAGACUUUGAUCAAACUGAGACAUAGGAAUCUGGUGAAGAUACUUGGAUAUGCUUGGGAGAGUGAAAAAUUGAAGGCCUUAGUUUUGGAAUACAUGGAAAAUGGGAACUUGGACAGCAUCAUUCACAACCAUAGGGUGGAUCAACAAAGAUGGACACUAUCAGAGAGAAUCAAUGUUUGCACUUCAAUUGCUAGUGUAUUGGAGUACUUACAUUCAGGCCAUGAUUUUCCCAUUGUUCACUGUGAUUUGAAACCUUCUAACAUCCUCUUGGAUGGAAAUUGGGUGGCCCAUGUGAGUGAUUUCGGAACUGCUCGAAUUCUUGGUGUUCAUCAGCAGAAUGGGAAUGUCUCAUCAUCAUCAGCAUUCGAAGGCACUGUUGGGUACAUGGCACCAGAAUUCGCAUACAUGAGUAAAGUCACAACAAAGGUGGAUGUGUUCAGCUUUGGCAUAAUUGUGAUGGAGUUUUUGACAAAGCAAAGGCCAACUGGAUUUAUCGAAGAGAGUGGGAUACCUAUCAGUCUGCGACAACUAGUGGAGAAAGCCCUUGAAAAUGGAAGAGAUAAGCUGCUUCAAAUUCUAGACCCAGAGCUGGUUUUGAAUGUCUCCAAACAAGAGAAGGAAAUACUAGAAGAGCUGCUGAAGCUAGCCUUGCUCUGCACCGACUCAAAUCCUGAAAAUCGUCCCAACAUGAAAGAUGUUGUGACAACCCUUUCAAAGCUAUGAAGGGUAUGUGAAAAUAGUGAUAACCAGCCAUAAGGUGGAAUCAUUCUUGAAUGUUUAUUAGUAAAAAAAAAAGUGUCUUUUUUUAUUGCUUUUCCUAAUGUUGGAUUGAUAUUACCUCGAGAGAAGCUUGAAAACAUAGGAUUCAAACUUUGUGCUCUUAGCUCAGAGGUAUAGAAAAAGAGACUGGCAAUCAUUUUGUAGACUCUACAUGUAAUACCUGUCCCUGAGAUUGCAAAUGUGAAGUUACAAUCCAAUUAAUCUUCACGAUUUAUAAUACUGCCUUUUUAUCAA